AUGUCGGACUUGGAGCGAAGUGCUGAGCAGGAAAACCGAGACAUCAUGGAGUUCAUCACCGGGGAAACGCGGGAAAGCAUUUCGAAUAUAAUUGGCGAGGAAAUCGGCAGUGUCGAUAAGAAGUUGAUACAACCAGCAAUACCUGCUGACGAGGACGACUGCAAGCGGCUCACCAGUGCUGGUGGAUUAGGAAUCGACGACAAAGAAAUCGAUUCUUACCUUUUGAACAAUGAAGAGUCCCGGUUGAAGUCGAUGCUGUGGGCGAAAGUGAACGCUGAGUAUUUACGAGAACAACGUGGCGAAGCGAUCGAGAAAAUGCUACAGGAGAAGAAAAUCUCGAGCAAGAUCAAUUACGACGUUUUGCGAAAUUUGCGAGCCAUGAAUGGACCAGAUGAGCAGGGGGCUGAGGAUUCUCCUGAUGCUCUUCUCGCGGGUCCGUCGAAGGUCGAAACGGACAUUUCUUUACCGGGUACGCCACUUGACGGGGACGACGGAUCAGAGCGAGAUUCUGGUGCGGAGGAUGUUAAGGACUCUGUCUUUGCCCGACCGACGUCCCGAGCGUCGAAACGGACAUUUCUUUACCGGGUACGCCACUUGACGGGGACGACGGAUCAGAGCGAGAUUCUGGUGCGGAGGAUGUUAAGGACUCUGUCUUUGCCCGACCGACGUCCCGAGCGUAAGCCUAGUAGGAAAAGGAAAGCUCCGAAACAAGCGCCGAAAUUGGCUGUGUUUUCGAAAACCGUCGUUCUGGAGGACGUAAAACCAAAGCAAGUGGAUUCCGGGGGAUCGGAAAACAACGACGUGAAGUUCGAAACGCUGGAAACCGAAAGCGUUGCCGAUGAUGGAGAAUCAGAGCAUGUUCGUUUUUUUAACCUGAUGGGCUUUAGAUUGCAGACAUUUCCGAUUCCAAAGGACAAAAGUGGUCCUCAAACCAUCGAAUUGCUGACGAAAAGGAUACUUGCUUUAGGAGCUGUUCAACACGGCAACUUCUGCGUUGAUUCUGAAUCAUUCGUAAUUAGUGGUAAGGGGUUGAACAAGACCGUACACAUUUUGCAUGACACAGAACGACCAGCAACCGUUUUCACUGUUCUUGAAGGACCGCAGCAUACUUUCUGUGUGACCGGGGACCUUAACUUGGAUGUUUUAUUGGCCACUAUUACUAGUGCCCAUGGGGCGAAACGAACGCCAAAAAUUGAGUGUCGUGGGCCGAGAUUCGAGCUCAUGAAUGGUGAUUUUCUCAUUAAAAUUGGCAGCGCGAGCAGGACGCAAAACUUCCGGGGAAUUUUGUGCGAGGUUGAGUAUCAGCCAUGCGUCAUCCCGGGCGAAUGUUGGGAGCUGAUGAAGGAAUUCAUGCGAAGUUUUCUUGGGAGUUGUGUUCCUGAUAGCCCACCAGCGUAUCUCCAGAACCGGAUGUCGGAACAGUAUCAUCCGAGGGACACUGUGAUGCAGUAUUUAGAGUGUUUCCAAGUCCUGAAGCGCCCAUCUGGGAAUCCGCCGUCCAUCACCCCAAAUCCGAAUCGAUGAAUUGUUCAAUAUUCAUUACUUCACUCGCUGUGAUCUGAAGAAUUUUUUCACUGGCUUUCGUGGCUAUAUGAGCUGGGAUCAUUCUUGCUUACGAAUGCAUCGUUUGAAGACGGAUUUUCAAUUUCUGCAUAGUUUUUCUUUUGAUUUGGAUGCCUGUCGAAUGUAUUCGGGGAGAAUCUCAGCAACGCCUCUUCGGAUGGAAUUCAAUUCUUACAAAUUUUUGAAAAGAUGAUACCUGUCUUCAUGCUUCUUUUAGGCGUGAAGCAAAUGAAUUUCCGCUAGGAUUAAAUUUCCUCUUGUUUUGAUUCUGGACUUCUUGAAAUUCUUUUGAAGUAUUUUUGUGAAGGAAUGUGUAUUAUGUACGAAAGAGAGACACCUGCUGAUAAUCGUGAAAA
Molecule: messenger RNA, 1919 nt
Organism: Notodromas monacha
Lineage: Eukaryota; Metazoa; Arthropoda; Ostracoda; Podocopida; Cyprididae
Source: the annotation of a GenBank genome assembly